Molecule: messenger RNA, 339 nt
Organism: Lampris incognitus (smalleye Pacific opah)
Lineage: Eukaryota; Metazoa; Chordata; Actinopteri; Lampriformes; Lampridae
Product: histone H4
Exons: 1
Coding region: 19-330 (103 amino acids)
Biological process (GO): nucleosome assembly
Cellular component (GO): nucleosome
Molecular function (GO): DNA binding; structural constituent of chromatin; protein heterodimerization activity
Source: RefSeq, a predicted model, not a curated record
GAGCAGUCCAGUAUAAAGAUGAGUGGCCGUGGUAAAGGAGGUAAAGGUCUGGGUAAAGGAGGCGCCAAGCGCCACCGCAAAGUCCUUCGUGAUAACAUCCAGGGAAUCACCAAGCCCGCCAUCCGCCGCCUGGCUCGCCGCGGCGGAGUGAAGCGUAUAUCGGGUCUGAUCUACGAGGAGACCCGCGGUGUCCUGAAGGUGUUCUUGGAGAACGUGAUUCGUGAUGCCGUCACCUACACCGAACACGCCAAGAGAAAGACCGUCACCGCCAUGGACGUGGUGUACGCCUUGAAGAGACAGGGACGCACCCUGUACGGCUUCGGCGGUUAAACUGAGAAA